CAGACACCGUGUGAAGAAGCUUUUCAAAAAUGGAUUACGCAAUAGCGAGAAGGAUCUUAUUUGUGAUAAUACUUGUCGCAGCAAAUCAACUGGACUGGGUGGAUGGAGGCUGCGAGCUCAAUGAUUUAGAGCGACGAAUCUGUGAAGCUGAAUUAACCUGCUCUUACGACUUCGAACCAGGAUUGAAUCUAGUCACAGACUGGUCCUGCAUUCAGCACGACUACAACGAUUAUAACUACGGUAUCAAAGACGAAGACUACAUUAUCUACCUCAAAGCAGACAACAUUGACGAAACACAUUCGUUCAAUCCAUUUAAUAUGAUUUACCAACUGAGCGACCACAUACAUACCCUAUCCUUUACAAACGGUAAAAUGAAUUCUAUUCCAGGAGUAUUCUUUUAUCUAUAUAAGGUAACAACAAUAGAUCUUUCACACAAUACGAUAGAAUUGAUAAAUUUAGCAGAAUUCUCGAAAUUGGCCAACUUAAACAUGCUUAAUGUAUCUUGCAACCAAAUAGUGGAUUUAGAAGAUUAUGACAGAACAAGUGCUAUUGGUUUCAGUCAAUUACAUACAAUAGAUUUGAGUCAUAAUGCUAUUAAAGCCAUUCCUGAUAGGUAUUUCAGUCGAUUUCCAAAUUUGCUUCACUUAAACCUGUCCCACAAUUAUAUCAAAAGCUUCAGUGUACUCUCUUUUGAAGGUUUAAUACAGCUCCAAACACUGCACGUCUCAGAUAACGAACUAACGGAAAUAGGUGCCGUUUUUGCCAGUUUAACUAAUAUAAAAGAAUUGUUUUUAGAUCACAACUAUUUGGCAAAAAUAGAGAAGAACGUUUUCAACACAAUACCCGUUUUAGAAAACCUUAAUUUGAGUUGGAAUAGUUUAGCUGAUUUUGAACCCACAGUGUUUGAUUCUAUGGUAGCAUUAAGAAAAUUGGAUUUAAGCAGUAACAAAAUUAAAGUUAUUACCAAGAGGUUAUUUCUGUAUAACUUAAACCUACAAUCACUUGACAUUUCAUUGAAUUUAAUUUCUAAAAUUGAACCAGGAGCGUUUGAGGGAAAACACAUAGUAGACUUUAAAAUCGAUGAUAUUCCUUUUUCAGGGUGUUUGCAGAAAAACAUAUUUCAAGGAAUUUUCAUGAAAAAACUUGACUUGAGUCGAGGUAACAUAACUGAGCUAGGUCCUGAGCUAUUUGAAGAUCAGUUUGAAUAUUUAAAUUUCAGACAUAAUUUCAUUUCUAAAAUAGAUAAAAUGACAUUUAGCAAACUUCGACUUUUAACAGAUCUUGAUCUUUCAUACAACCAAUUGCAAAGUAUAGAAUUUGAUACGUCAAAUUUAAAAAAUCUUUCCUAUUUCUAUGUCAACAAUAAUAAAAUUAAAACAAUAUCAAAAGAUAUGUUUGCUUAUCUCAGAAAUUUGCAAGUUUUAGAUUUAUCGUAUAAUAUAAUAGAGGAAGUUCAAAUGCAGUCUUUUGAGCACUUAAAUAAGAUAAAAAUUUUAAAAUUAAAUAACAAUCCUCUAUUGACAGUAAUGCCUUCACAGUUGUUGAAGGGGCUGGUUUCAUGUACUGUUCUCGAUUUGUCUUAUACUCGUGUUAACAAGAUUAAAAGCCAAGCAUUUGAAGGCAUGAAAUCAUUACAAACGUUCAACUCCUCGCACAGUAAUCUCACAGUUUUGGAAACCAAUGCAUUUGGAGGGACAGGUUCAAUACAAGUUCUUGAUUUUUCAUAUAAUGAAAUAGAAAUCUUUUCAUUAAAUAAUACCAGUAUAAAACUAGUGGGAGAAAUAGAUUUACAGUACAAUAAACUUCAAUAUAUAACCGGAAAUACUUUUUUGGAUUUGACUGAUUUACGAUGGUUAAGUCUUAGAGGUAAUAACUUACUCAGAAUUGAAAAUGAUGCUUUUAGAAAUCUUCAUAAUCUUCUUAAAAUAGACAUUUCUGCUAAUCAAAGAGUGGUGUUUAAUUCAUCAAUAUUCUCUGGUCUGCAAUCACUAUCCUUGGUUUUACUCAAUAAUAUUACAUCAAGGUUUAAAUUAGGAGAUAUUGUGAAUAGUUCAAUUGCAGGGUUUGAUUUAUCAUUUUGCAAUAUAACUGACAUUAAUUAUGUAUCAUUGAACCCAAUUAUUACGCUUGAAAGGUUGAAAUUGGCUUCAAAUAAAAUUGUAUCAAUAAACAAAUCAUCAUUUCAAAAGUUGCGGCAACUUUCGUGGAUCGAUCUUAGUUAUAACCAAAUCACCAUCAUACAACCAGGGUCCUUUAGCAUCAACGAGGACCUCAGCAUUUUAGACUUGAGCAAUAACUUGCUUUCGUCGCUUAAGUUUGGUGUUUUUGAUGGACUGGUAAAUUUAAACACUUUGGACUUGUCAAGUAACACAUUGCAUAGUUUUAGUGCGAGCAUAUUUCAUAAUACACCUCGCGUGCGAUUGGUGUACUUAGACAAUAAUUUGAUAGAAAAAAUUAAUUUUUACGAGUUUUCCAACGAAAACAUAAAAGAAAUUUACUUAGGUGGUAACCGUAUUCCUUGCGAUAGCUUAACUAAAUUGAAAAAGAUGUCUCUCACUUUUACUGUUAAAGCUAGGAAUGGGGUAUACGACACAGAAAAUGUUGAUGGCAUAACUUGUAUAGGUAUUGAUAACGAAAUGAAUAAAACUCAUGCUAAUGAUACAGCAGUAACAGCUAUAUCGAAUGGCUCUCUAAAUGAAUUUCAGUUAGCAGUAGAAAAAAUUCUCAACAAAAGUGAAUCAUUUUCAUUAGAAAAGUUUCUAGAUGUUUUGAAUCAAACUGAAGCUAAGAAUAAUGCAUUUCUUAAUAAGCUAGUGAAAAGCAACCAACAAGUUACCGGAGGUAUAUACCGGAUUUUAGAAAACAUACAAGAAUAUUUGAAACUUCAAAAUAGUGUAUCGGUCGAAUCUCAUCCCCCGGUAAAUGAUGAGUUACAAGUGAAUAACAAUACUGAAAAUCUAGCCCAUUUCAAGAAACAAAUUAUGUUUCAAGAAGAGGAACACGAGGUGAAGCCCAAUGUAGAUUCAAAUUCAAAAGAGCUAAAGUAUCCAUUAUAUUUCAUCGCCGCUUGCCUUGCUGUGCUUCUGUGUAUGGUAAUCCUAUCAUUUGCAUUAUUUUUAUUUAGAUUACGAAAUACGGGUGGCUUAGCGCAUAGCAUUAAUUUGUCGUAUAGUAGAGAGCCGAUUUCGAAUAUGAUGGAAAUGGAAUAAAUGUGUACAAA
Messenger RNA from Leguminivora glycinivorella, 3220 nucleotides. Its product is annotated as protein artichoke-like. The record is from RefSeq and is a predicted model, not a curated record. Bases 30 to 3209 code for a protein of 1059 amino acids. NCBI's taxonomy places the organism in Eukaryota, Metazoa, Arthropoda, Insecta, Lepidoptera, Tortricidae. Gene Ontology annotation, molecular function: protein binding. The transcript is spliced from 2 exons.